Molecule: messenger RNA, 3737 nt
Organism: Boleophthalmus pectinirostris (great blue-spotted mudskipper)
Lineage: Eukaryota; Metazoa; Chordata; Actinopteri; Gobiiformes; Gobiidae
Gene: cnih2
Product: cornichon family AMPA receptor auxiliary protein 2
Exons: 7
Coding region: 156-638 (160 amino acids)
Biological process (GO): vesicle-mediated transport; regulation of AMPA receptor activity
Cellular component (GO): dendrite; synapse
Source: RefSeq, a predicted model, not a curated record
AGAUCUCGUUGCAUCGGCUCAGAUCUCUCUCAUGCUCCUCUUUUGAGAUUCGAAAACAGGCAACUUUUUAUUUUUGGAGAAGGCAAAGAGAUGCUGGUGAGAUGUGGAAAGGUGUUUGAGACAGGCGCAAACGACAGGUGCUGGCAGAAUCAACCAUGGCGUUCACCUUCGCGGCCUUCUGCUACAUGCUUACCUUGGUACUGUGCGCAGGUCUCAUCUUCUUCGUAAUCUGGCAGAUCAUUGCAUUUGAUGAGCUCCGCACAGACUUCAAAAACCCGAUUGAUCAGAGCAAUCCCACCAGAGCGAGAGAGAGGAUUCUGAACAUUGAAAGAAUCUGCAACCUGCUGCGUCGGCUGGUAGUACCCGAGUACUCAAUCCACGGCCUGUUCUGUCUGAUGUUCAUGUGUGCUGGAGAGUGGGUCACACUCGGCCUAAAUAUCCCUCUGCUCUUCUACCAUCUGUGGAGGUUUUUCCACCGGCCGGCGGACGGGUCAGAGGUCAUGUAUGACCCUGUCAGUGUGAUGAACGCAGACAUCCUGAACUACUGUCAGAAAGAGUCCUGGUGUAAGAUGGGCUUCUACCUGGUGUCCUUCUUCUACUAUCUCUACAGUAUGGUCUACGCUUUGGUGAGCUUCUAAUAAACCACCAAUCUGGAGAAACACGGUACAUUUUGUAAGACCGAAGAAUGAAUGGAGCCAAAAUGCUGUAUUUUUCAGUGUAUUAUUCCCAUCUAUUGGUCUGGAAUUCCCUGCGGACAAUGAAAAUGUGAUGUUGACGCCUCAGCUAUACCACUUUAUCCUAGACAUUGGCGUUGACAAGUCUCAACCCAGUUCAGAUGGCUUCAAAAAGACAUACAAGGACUAUUUGUGUUGCCUUUGAUCCAUAAUGUUAAUUUACAAUACUUUUGAAGGGCUGGAGAUUUGCCAUGCUGCUCUUAUCAACCCACUCGCUUAAUUCACUGUGAAUCUCCAACACAUAGGAGCUGACAACUACAAUAUACUCUGUAUUCUGUGACUUUGUACAUGUUUACCACUGACAGUUGCCUCUAUCAAUAAAAACAAUACUUAGGCUGUGUGUUAGGGUCUUUAAAUGUAUAAAGAAAUCUCAAAGUCUUUGGGCAAAUUCAGGAAAGAACACAAAAUAUGGCUCAGAAUAAUAUUAUAACCACAAAAAAUAACUAUAAUGUUACAAUCAUCCAGGAACUACACCUGUGAAAGAAACAGCAAGAGACCAUUUUGUUCUGAAAGCAGGAAAACAUGGGAUAAUAUAAAGAUAUUACAACGCCCAUUGUAGGGCUGCACUAAAUAAUCAGAAUAUUAUUGAUGAAUACAUGGAUGAAUUAAUAAAGCAGGAUCUGCUAACUGUACUUGAUCAGUCCUUCUGUUAAACUGCACUGAGACCUUUGACUGAGACACAAAGGCCACUGAGAAGUGCAGUGUAAAUGUUGUUGCAACAAAGCUUGAAUUUCCCUUGGGAUCAAUAAAGUAUCUCUCUCUAAUAAUAACAAUAAACAAUCGUAAUCAUAUUGUGAUAAUCAUAAUCGUUAUCUGGACUACACAGACUCUAGGACACAUGGCAAAAGACGUUUGAUGACAAAAAUAUAACAUUACACUUAAGUAACUAAUAACUAUUCUCAUUUUUGUCAAUAUUACACUUUAUUCGCAAAUAUUCUUAUAUUCUAUUAUGUCAUCUAGAAGUUUUCAGUCACCAUAUUUGAACCUUUAAUAAAAAAUAUUUAAUUAGUUGACCAAUCAUUCAACUAAUCAAAAAAAUAUUCUAACUACUAUAAUAACCAUUAGUUUGCAGGCCUACACAGAAGACUGCAUGCGGGUUAUAAUGUUAUGUCUGAUCUUAAAGUGGCCAUUAUAUCUCCCUUAUUUUAUGCUAUGAGAGAUCACUCAAAUGGAAACUUAAUUGUAGACUUCACCCUACACGAGUAGACUUGUCCAAAGAUCUUGGAACAUUUUUUCUUCUUUGUGCCAAAUCAAAGCUUAUUUAAGACUUAAUAUAAUUAUGCUACUUUGAAUUUGGUGGAAUGUUUUUUUUUUUUUCUUUCAGAGCUACUAAUUGCUGUUUUAUCUCUAGUGUACAGGGAUCGCCUUAUUCUUCUCUCCAGUGAAGUUAUCUCAUUUGCAUUUAUGCUAUAGUCAUUUUAGCAUAGUAUUUCUUCUUGGUAGAGUUUGAGGUUCAAUAUACAGUUAUUAUGUACAAUAAGCAAUUGAAACUAGCAAUGUUAAUCCUCAUGAGACAUAUCGAUGCAGUGUUUUUAAGUCUGUGGUAUCUGUGUUACUGUUAUGGUUGUUAAAGGUGCACUAUGCAGUUUUUCUGGUGAAGGUCAGUCACCUGCUUGUCUCCGUGGAGAUAUUAUUGCUUUGCCUGGAUUGUUCCACAGUAUGGCAUUAAACACAUUUUUAUACUGUAUUGUGUCAUAUUAUCAGUGACACAUGAUUUCUAAAUAUUUACAGCAUAUUUAUGUUUUUUACUGAAAAACAUACAUUUAUUUUGUGAGUGUGGUCAUGCUCUCACUCAGGCCAUGUAACUUGGCCUAGUGGUGACAUCUGCUUGUCUCUAUGGAGAUAAAUAAGUUUAAUGCUUUACUGUGGAACAUUUCAAGCAUAAAUAACAUCUUCAUGGAGACAAGAAGGUGGCAGACCCUCCACCAGGAAAGUCACACAGUACACCUUUAUCUCUUAUUUCAACAAACAUGACCGCAAUAGUGUCCUGAACCUUUCAAAGCCAUUCUCAGCAUUUGUAUGAAAUCAUAUAUGUUUUUUACCAUUGGAAGUUAAAGUAAUAUAAGUGGACAGAGGAUUGAAAUGCAGUGUCAGUAAUAAUCAACAUAUAGUUAUAACAAAAGGCCAGGAUUACAAUUUUGGUCCUAAGCAGCAGCAUUUAAACGGAACUAAAUAAGAGUUAUUUUUAAUUUGCAUUGAUCUUUCUUUUUUUAAAUGCUUAGAAGUAUAGUGUAGCAAUAUGAUGCCCAUAGAAGUACUCAUCAGAAUAGUCUGCAAGUUCAGUUUUGGAUAGCACUGAUGUUGGCCUUGUUAUUUCUGGGACCAUUUGGCCCACUUUUGUACAUCGAGAUAUGUUGUAAAAACAGUACUGCCUUUCCAAUAACUUUUUGAAACUGCAAAAAGUGUAAUAGUCUGAUGUAUUUUUAGAUAGAUCUGUCACUGCCAACUCAAUAUCCUGAAGUUAUUGUUAAAAAUAUGUUAAAAUAUAUAUUAAUAACCACAUAUCAAAUACUGUGUUAUGAUACUACUUUUAAGACAUUAUCAUCAAGCUGCCUUUAUAUAACUGCUUAAAGUCUCACAUCAUUUUUGACAGAAACAUCUGGCACUCCACAGAAAAUUAACUGUACCCAAUUAGGAAAGCUGUGAGAAAGCUUUGAAACAACCCUCCCUUCGUUAAUAUGCCUUUAUGUCAGUUAAUGCUAAUGAACUCUUAGCUAACUGUCAUUCUCGCUUAACAAAGCCAACUUCAACUGAGUAACAAUUCUUUUAUGUAUAUUUUGUGCCAAUAUUGCUAAGCUCAAAGGACACUGAGACCUCAAAACUAACUGAGUGUGGACAAUCACAAUUAAAGCACAUGAGGGGAACUUAUUUGAAUGUCAUAACAUAAGAGUUUUAGACGAUUGUAUUUAUUGUCUUUUAUACAUUUACCAUUACUGUACAAGUCAAUCAAUAUGUGUUCAUUUAUAUUUAACAGCCUACAGGUGUACAGUUAAUAAAGUAUUC